Diaporthe batatas is the source of this 1163-nucleotide messenger RNA. RefSeq lists its product as uncharacterized. The record is from RefSeq and is a predicted model, not a curated record. Lineage: Eukaryota; Fungi; Ascomycota; Sordariomycetes; Diaporthales; Diaporthaceae. The coding region runs from base 68 to 835 and encodes 255 amino acids. The transcript has a single exon.
CUACUACACGCCUCGUGGUCCGGUCCUUUUGACUUCUGAACACCCACCUGCACAGUCACCCUCCAGGAUGGGGAGCAUAUCCGUUCGCAGACAUAUCCAGUGGGGCACGGAGCCUCCCUCUGAACCCACGUCCACCCUCGUUCUCACCUCGCCAGGCCGUCGGUUUUUCGUCGACGUCAGGGUCCUCAAGGCCACGUCUCCCAGCCCGGGGUCGGUCCCAGGGUCGGUCCCAGGGUCAGUCACAGGGCCGGACCACGACACCUCCGCCAGUCUGCCAAUAGACAGCCUGGACUGGGCAUUUGCCGGCACCUCGUCCACCACAAAGACUCUGGGCCAGGACGGCAGCGACACCACGCACUCUGUCUUCAACCACUGGGUGGACAGUCGCACCACCGAGCCACAGCUUGUCCGCGACGAAGGCGACAUGACCGCCCACCCCGGGGGCUUGGCCCUCGAGGUCGGGACCAUGAUCAAUCCGGCCACCGGCCGCAUGACCGCCUACGAGGAGCUCUGGUCUGACGAGGCACCAGUCCCAGUCCGCGCCCAGGAUCCCACCUGUGUCGUCUUCCGGCUGUUGGAUGGACCGGCCUCGAAACGCGGCCAGUUCAUCCUUUUGGGACGUUACGCCCAGGGCGUGCUACGGGUCGGAGACACCUUCACGGCUGAGCGAUGGGUAUGGAGUGAGAGGCAGGGCAGAUGGAAGCAGACCCUCAAGGUCGGUGACAACCAUGAACCGCUGGGUUUCCUCAUCGAUGGGGCGCCCAGGCCCGACAAGGUAGGCGAUAGCCUGCAAGGAUCCGCAGGUACAUGGACAGUCGUCGAAUAUUGUCAAUAGACUAUCCGUGUGCUUCUGGGCCAGAUCUGGGAACCGCAUCGCCACGGCCCUUGGACAUGGUUUCCGGGACUUGCUAGGUGCAAAAUUGCUUUCGUUCGGACUGGGUGUCAAGGACGGGUCUGGGAGAGGGAUUCAGCGACGCCACUUGGCCACCUGUUUGUUCGAGGCCUGCAACACACAAACAAAAAACGCCUACUUGGGGCCAUGACUUGGUGCGGGCUCGGUGAGAAAUACUACCCCCUUCGCCACUACACGUGAGUCGUCCUCUUCGUUACGAGUAGGUAUUUCGUCAAUUCCCUACAUCUCUAUCAUGAGGGGGGGGGGCUAU